AUGUCAGCCAAAUUCGAACCCGCAGACGUCCAAAAGGUGCUGGACAAACACAUUGAGGCGGGAAACCUCCACAGUGGCUGGGAAGAUCUCUGGGCCAGAGGAGACAACAUAACUCUUCCUUGGGACAAACACAAUCCCAACCCAUCACUUGAAGAGAUCCUCACCACCAAGCGAGCUAUUCUGGGUGGUCCCCUCCUUGACGCGAGUGAUGGGGCAGCUCCUAAGAGGAAGAAAGCCUUAGUCCCUGGGUGUGGGAGAGGUGUUGAUGUCCUCCUUCUCGCUAGUUUUGGGUACGAUGCUUACGGAUUGGAGUAUAGCAAGAGUGCGCUUGAGGGGUGCAGAAAGGAAGAGGAGUCUACCGAGCAGAAGUAUCCUGUAAGAGAUGCAGGUAUUGGGAGGGGAAAGGUCACUUGGAUCCAGGGAGACUUUUUCGAAAAUGACUGGUUGGAGAGCUUAGGGCUGGAAGGGAAUCAGUUCGAUUUCAUAUACGAUUACACAUUCUUCUGUGCUCUCCCUCCCUCGAUGCGCCCAGCCUGGGCUCUGCGACACAGCCAGAUUCUUGCUCCCUCGCCAAAGGGGAAUCUUGUCUGUCUUGAGUUCCCUCGGCAUAAGGACCCCUUGCAGCAUGGGCCACCAUAUGCUUCGCCUUCGGAGGCCUACAUGGAGCAUCUCAGUCACCCCGGCGAAGAGAUCGCGUAUGAUGCGAAAGGAUAUUGUAAGACCAAUCCGCUCCGUGAGCCGAGUCAGAAAGGUCUAGAGCGAGUGGCAUACUGGCAGCCAGCGAAGACGCACGAUUUUGGAACUAGCGAGCAGGGAGAGGUGCUGGACCGAGUUUCUAUUUGGAGACGUCGGUAG
Molecule: messenger RNA, 855 nt
Organism: Aspergillus versicolor CBS 583.65
Lineage: Eukaryota; Fungi; Ascomycota; Eurotiomycetes; Eurotiales; Aspergillaceae
Product: putative thiol methyltransferase
Exons: 2
Coding region: 1-855 (284 amino acids)
Molecular function (GO): S-adenosylmethionine-dependent methyltransferase activity
Source: RefSeq, a predicted model, not a curated record